AUGCUCGAUGAGUUUCGUGAGGACUCAGUCGAGCCGCUACCUAUGGAUGCCAGUAAGAGCCCAUCAACGCCAUGGGUGAACUGGGGGCCGUCCAUCGACGGCGAGGCUACCCCGUGCUUCCAGGACGGUUUUCUCUAUCGGAUUAUUGAUUCCAAGAAGAAAGUCUGGGCGCUGUAUAAUGACACGUUUGUCUACGAAAUGUAUGCCACCUUUAUUUUUUGCCCUGUGUCGAACAUGGAGCCCAUCACCGCCUCGCUCUCUGCGUCGGAGAGCGGCGGCGAGGUGGAUGACAAGAACCGCGUCGUCGCCAGGGUCGAGGGCAACGAGCUGACAAUCUCCAUGGCUGUCUAUCCGAUGGAGACGAUCGAGUUCGUCCGGGGCGACAUGUCGAAGUACAGUUGUCACUUCGACGGCAAGCCGCUCUCAAAAGAGUACCUUCAACGCGAAACAGCCUUGGCAAAUGCCGAGCUAGAAAAGAACAAGGUGACGCUCGCGAGGUUCAUCCACACCUCCGUGGACCCUGAGGAUGUGCUGACGUUGUGCAAAAAACACCGUUUGGGGUUUAUCGACCCUUCCUUCCCUCCCGGCCAGCACUCGCUUGACGGGGAUCGAGGCCUGAUUGCGCCGAGCGGGUGGCGGCGCCCGGUGGGAUAUCUGCCUCUCGGGUUGAAGGGUCAAAUUCGUCUGUUUCGGCGUCGUGUAACCCCUUCUGCCCCACAGCGUGGUGAAUUGGGCAAUUCGUGGGUGGUGAGCGCUAUGGCGGCGCUGGCGGAACACCCGGACUACAUCAAGGAAAUGUUUCGGCACCCCUUCAGCUCCGAAGAGACGCAGCGAGACGAGGCAGUUGGGGCGUACCGGGUUUGGCUGAACAAAGACGGUCUCUGGCAGUCGGUGCUCGUCGACAGCUAUCUCCCCGUAGUGGGCAAGCAGCAGCGCUACGCCCGCAGCGCCAACGAGCCGUGCGAGAUGUGGGUGUCGUAUCUCGAGAAGGCGUAUGCGAAGCGUUAUCACAGCUACAGCAACAUCGCCAGCGGCGAUCCGCUCUUUGGAAUUCGCGACUUCACCGGAUUUCCUACGUCGCGGCUGGACGUCCGCUUUCGUGAGUGUGUCACGGACCCAGUGAAGAGCGAUAUGUUUUUCCUUCGCAUGGUACGGGACUACGAGAACAGGCACCUUGUGUUGCUGAGCACUCCCGGCACCAGCGACCCGCGCUCUGCCCAUAGCACAUACAAAGAGAAGGGUAUUUUUGUAGGCUACGCCUAUGCAGUGCUAGAAGCUCGCGCGAUUGAAUUUCCGACGUUGCGGCGGAAGAAGGUACCACCGCUGCGGCUGCUGCGGCUGCGCAACGCGUGGGAGGCGGCGGCCAAGUGGAGUGGCAAGUGGUCCGACGACUCGCCGAUGUGGCAGACGUACCCGGAAGCGUGUGUUGCGUUUCCGCAGCACAGCGGGAAUGACGGAACGUUCAUCAUGGAGUGGUCGGAGGUGCUGGAAAUCUUUGUUGGCUGCGGCGUUGUGUUUAACCACUUCGGCUACGUGGACUACCGUGUCCCCUUCGAGUUCCGGGGCUCUGUGCCGGACCUGUGCCUCGAGAUUCACGUGACGGAGCCGACAACAUUGACGCUCAUUCUGUCGCAGCCAGACACCAAGGGCACGGUGAGGGAGUCGGAGGACUACAACCCUGUCAUGAUCUCCAUAGCGGGUGCCUCCUCCACCCCGACGACCCCGUUUUCCCAGGACGGCAGCAAGCGUAGUAGCGGGACCUCCAGUCACUCCAUGAUGACGGCCAGUACGCAGCUGAUGGCGCGCGAUUACUCUCUCCUCGUCAACUCCUCUGCGGACGCCGAGACGCCGUCAAAGAGCUUCACGUUCUUGCAGGGUCGCGACAUAAGCGCCAUAUACACGUUCAUCCCAGAGCAGUCGCCGUACCUCGUCGUACCGCGUCUGCUCGUGCAGCAGUCUAGCGGCAGCAACGGAACGAGGCCGUCCAGUGCGGCUGUGACAUCGGCAUCAAACAGCGCUGUGACGUGGCCAUGCGUGCUCGGCGUUCUUUCACAGCUUGCCUUUACCCCAAACGGACAGGCGCAUGUUCGUCUGCGCAAGUUGCCAGCGAACAGUCUCGUCUUCGACAACUACCUCAGCUUCGCCAACGACUCCGUGGAGGUCGAGAAGACCUUCUACGUGAAACGCUCCGGCACCAGUAUGACGCACCGCAGCGCGUCAGAACUACAGUAG
Leishmania mexicana MHOM/GT/2001/U1103 is the source of this 2232-nucleotide messenger RNA. RefSeq names its product putative calpain-like cysteine peptidase. Lineage: Eukaryota; Euglenozoa; Kinetoplastea; Trypanosomatida; Trypanosomatidae. Gene Ontology annotation, molecular function: calcium-dependent cysteine-type endopeptidase activity. The record is from RefSeq and is a predicted model, not a curated record. Bases 1 to 2232 code for a protein of 743 amino acids. Gene Ontology annotation, biological process: proteolysis. The transcript has a single exon.